Messenger RNA from Cercopithifilaria johnstoni, 3096 nucleotides. Lineage: Eukaryota; Metazoa; Nematoda; Chromadorea; Rhabditida; Onchocercidae. The record is from the annotation of a GenBank genome assembly.
AUGAAAUUAGGAUGUGCUGCUGCUGCUGCUGCUGCUGCUGCUGCUGCUGCUGCUGCUGCUGCUGCUGCUGCUGCUGCUGCUGCUGCUGCUGCUGCUGCUGCUGCUGCUGCUGCUGCUGCUGCUGCUGCUGCUGCUGCUGCUGCUGCUGCUGCUAAUUUUUUGGGCAAAUUUCAACAAGAUCAACGUCAGUCAUUAUCUAAUCCUUCUACACGGAUUCAUACGGAUUAUGGAUAUGAAUCACAAGGAAUAGAAGAAGGUCCAUCCUCAUUAAGUAGUAGUUCACGAAGUGAUCUAGCCCAAUUACCAACCAAACAUGUUCUUACCACAGUGAAGCGUUAUAGUACGGAUGAUUCAAAUAAUAGCAUUUCUGGUACAGAUCAAGUAACCAGUGAUGCUACUACUAAAUUGAUUAUGCAAAGAUAUAAAAUCAAAUCAUCGCAUUAUCCAUCGCCAGGUGUAAACAAACGAAAUUGCUCUACUGGAUUAUCCAUAGAUUAUAACAUGCAACCAGGAACAUCCAUUGAUUCAGGUUCUGGUUUCAGUGAAGGAGCAACAACAACUAAUGACGAUCAAGCUGUCAGCACAUCAACGCCAAAGACUAUUCGUAAGUGGAAAAAAACGAAAACAGUGAAGCAGUUAUCAUCCAGUCGAUCUGAUCAAACACCAUCUCAACCUUCAUCUGCAUUAGGCCAAAAAAUCGUAGAUUAUCCAACAAGUGGUGAUGGUGACAUGGUUCCGUUGCUUAUCAGAUUGUGUGUAAAAGUAGUAGAAGCAAAUGGUAUGGAUACGGUUGGUAUUUAUCGAAUUCCGGGUAACACAGCUGCUGUCAAUGCGUUGAAAGAAACACUCAGUAGUAGCUCUGCAAAUAUUGAUUUUACGGAUUCAAGAUGGAAUGAUGUGAAUGUCGUAAGUAGUCUGCUAAAAAUGUUUCUGCGUAAAUUGCCUGAACCAUUGCUAACAGAUAAAUUAUAUCCAUUUUUCAUUGAUGCGAAUCGAAUUGUUUCCCAUCCACAACGAUUACGGAAACUUCGUUAUUUGACUCGUAAACUUCCUUCUGCUCACUAUGAAACGUUGAAAUAUUUGAUGGGACAUUUAAGAGCGGUGGUUGAGCAUAGCGAUGUCAAUAAGAUGGAAACGCGUAAUUUAGCAUUAAUGUUUGGUCCAUCGAUUGUGAGGCCUAGCGAUGACAAUAUGGCUACCAUGGUGACACAUAUGUCUGAUCAAUGCAAAAUCAUUGAAACAUUUAUUACUUAUUGCGACUGGAUGUUCGAUGAUAAUGUUAAAGCAGAGGAUGAUGUGCCACCGCAGAUUCCCAUAUCCAAUGAUUCUACUGCGGGCAGUAAUCUUGCCGCUGGUAGUAGUGAAAAUGAUUCUGGUAUUAUGACCACAUCAUUCAAUGGCAUGCAUAAUUUAAUUAGGCGGGUUAAUGAGGCCGAAGCGAUCGCUUUGAUGGAUGCACAAAAGAGUGGAAAGAUUAAGCAAAUUUUAAAUGUUCGACGUAAUUCGAAACGUGAAAAGCGGAAGAAAGUACAGGAUCAUUCGAUUAAUGCUGCAAGCAUUGUAUCUGCGCAGAAUGUAUGCAAAGUUACUAAGAUACCGGAUAGUAAUGCUAACACAUGCGAACAUCCAGUUACGGGAGUUUAUCAGGAACGUGAUAUUGAUGCCGAAAUAGCCUCACGUCAGCAGAAAACUCCAGUCAGAUCCACACAACAGUAUUGUGGUACCAGCUCAUCAGCUGACCAUUCACCCUCACUUGGUUCAUUGCACGAUUCUGCAUCUCAUACAAUAGCUUCUCGCCUCAAUUUAUGCGAAACGGAAAAUGAAAAUGCGGGAAAUAUGAAGAAUUACACCGAAGCAGAUGAAAUGAGACGUCGAAGGCAAAAGGAAAUUUGUUCCGCACGCCGAAUUUUUAUUGCUGGUACAGACGCAGAUCUAGAUGAUGAUGCCGAUCUUGAUGAUCUUGUUAAUCAUUCGCGACAUCUGAAUUUAGCAUCUUUGCCCACUCUUGAUGUUCUGAGCGCUGAAACACGUGAGAAGAUUCGACGUUUGCAACAACUUCAAGGAUGGGCUUCUACUGCACUUGAAAGACGUGACGUUGAAAUGGGAAUGAAAACGAAACGUUCGCUAGCACAGAAAUCUCAUAUAGAGAAACCAGCACCAUUAAUAAAGACAACAGCGGAAGAUUUUUCAUCAACAGAUGCACUGUCAUUGACAUCUGAUUACAGUACGACAUCAUCUGCGCCACUAACUAUUCCUGUUACUAUUUCAUGUGUUGAUCAUCUGGCAGCUGCAAGUAGUGAUUAUGCAUCCAGUGAUUUAUCACCAUAUACUCGUAAUGCUAGCACAUCACCAAGACAUCCUGAUUUAGAAUCUGUGGAUAUAACGCAGCUUAAUUUUGGCUCCGGAAUUUCUGGUAACUUCAAAGGAUCUCAUCAAGAAUCAUCAUUAUCCACUGGUGAAGACUGCUACAGUGAUUCUAGGGAUCCGGAAAAUACUACACUAGAGAUACCGUCGUCAUGCCAAUAUUUGCUUAUCACUGAGAAGAAACGUUCAAAAAGUCAACCAAAGCUUCAUCGAUCUCAUAUGGCAUUUUCGGAAUCUGAAACAGCGGGUACUGUACCAACUUCACCAAUUCAUUACGACGAAAAAAAUCCAUCUACUGAUAGAUCUAAAGUAAAAGUACGAGUUAAAAUGAGUGAUCGACGAGAGCUCUGGAGGAGACAUACACUUAGUGAUAUGGAUAUUAUUCGUCAGACCUUACGAGAAGAAAUGAAACGGAAAAGCAAUGCAUUGUCCACUUCACAAACCGGAAACACACAUUCAGAUAUUGGUACUAAAAUAAAUAAAUUUGCCCGAUGGGUGAAGAAUAGUUUUCGACGUUCCUCAACUGUGUUUGUGGAUGACGUUGGAAAAGAUAGAGUUGAAACUGUGAGCAAUACUAUUACUCGCGAUACUCAUAAGAAACCUGUAGCAUCGGCAACAAUAUCAAAAAUAGUUAGAUCUACAGAUGGAAGUAUAUCAUCAUCAGUUGGAUCGAACGGUGAUAUGACAUCAGCAGGUGAAGUUCUACCUUCCUCGGGUGAUGAACAGUUAUGA